This is a messenger RNA of Sabethes cyaneus, 1494 nucleotides long. RefSeq lists its product as uncharacterized. NCBI's taxonomy places the organism in Eukaryota, Metazoa, Arthropoda, Insecta, Diptera, Culicidae. The record is from RefSeq and is a predicted model, not a curated record. The coding region runs from base 1 to 1494 and encodes 497 amino acids. The transcript has a single exon.
AUGUAUUUUCAGAUGAACGUACUGUACGCAUUCGCCCUAUGGACAGUGCUGUUUGUCGGAGUCCUAGGAGCACCGAGUCCAUGCGACAGCCUUGGAGAGGUUCGAGUCUGCAACGAAACACAGUAUGAAACGUAUCGCGACUGUGUGGAAGAGGUUAAAUCGUUAAGGUUUAAAAGGCAAAUGCUUUGCCAGCAGUCCGAGAUGCAGCAGGACCAACCUGUUAUUAUUGAGGAUCAUUCGACAGAAGACGUAGUAAUGCCUAAGGUUCAGGUGAUUCCGGCACUCGAAAGUGUAGUGACCGUUGCACCGAUCGAAUCGAAUGACAUACCGGAUCUUGAACCCACGCAUUUGGCCAUGAAAGCGUUAAAACGAAAAUUCAUUUUACAAGCAGAAAAUGAAGAUGACAACCUUGAGUUCAAUGUUCCCACCAAUAUCACCACAGUAAUUCGAUUAACUAACGUAGUUAAUAAUACCAACGUGGUUAAUGUUCCUACUCAUGUGAAUGCAACUAAUGUUAACAACAUUCAUAUUUACGCAAACAUAACCGAAGGUGAUGGGACAGCACCCAACGAAGAAAAGUGCUGCACUGCUGUACGUCCUAAAAGCUGUCAUGCUUCAACGCAGGGAAUCAAAUGUCAGCACAAGAAAUUCCGCACUUGUGGAUCUCAAUGUACCUCGGAUGUGAUACACGUGCAACGGAGGAAACGGUGUGAUUCGCAAGGAAACUGCCAGGAGAAGAUAGCCUACGUUCCUCAGCCAGAAAAACCAAAAUGUAUUUAUGUCGAACAGUGGCCGUUUGUAGUCUGCGGUAAACCAGCGAACAUGAAAGUUGUCUGCGAUGGAUGCUAUGAUCAUUACGGUCAUAGCUCAGACGCCCAUCUCGGUCCGAUUGCUGAUCAGUGCAAAGGAUGCUACGAUGAUGGUUUUGAUUACGGUCCACUUUAUCGCCGCGGCCCAGUAUUGAGACCUUUCUACUAUCAUGAACCGCCUUGUUAUCUCACAGGAAACUGCCCUUUGUCCUACGGGCCUGAUUGCGGCUAUGGCUGUUACGGAAAUCAAAUGAUAGACCCGGUAUGGGGACCACCAUCGCCGUAUGACCCCAACAUGGAUGAUUCGAAUAGUGUUUACUUUAACGAGAAAGAUCUGCAGGUUGUCAAUGACACCGAGUCCGACUGGGGAGUACCCGUGCACAAAUGUACCGUAGUUUCCGAAGAUAAUACGAUUUCAGUGCAAAACUGUACAAACACAGAAGACAAUCAAUACGCUGCGGCGCCUUCAAAAUAUCCAUAUUACGAUGCACUUCCGUUUCCAUCAGAACCUCAAAAGCGAAAAUCAGCUUACAAAGUAAAGCAAACUAUUCAAAAACAAUCCGUAAUAGUGGACAGUGACAAUGGUGAUUCUUCCUCCGGGGAAGGCUCACUUCCAAUCAGGUCGGAUGUGUCGUUCAUUGUCGAUGACGAUAGUGACGAUGAUGGUUUUGAUUACAGUUUCUAG